ACCGACUGACCGUGGAAGGAGCGCUGGCUGCGUUACGGAAGUAAACGGGAACGAAGAACAGGAACGGGAUAGGGGCGCAAUUGCGAAGAGGCUCAAGGAAAGUGGGAAGAGAGAGAGAGAGAGAGAGAGAGAGAGAGCGAGAGCACGCGGAGAGUGAUGGCGAGUCUGCUGAAAUGGCAUGUUCGACCUUCGGUAGACACUCCUGCUCUGGGAAGAGUGUCGACAAGUGGCUCAGGGGCUCUGAUCAGUGCAGCUCAUGUCAAUCUCCGGAGCUGCAAAGGCUCGAAUUGCUCCUGCUGCUGCUGCUCCUCCUCCCUCUCCUCACCCUCGAGAUUGCUGAGCUCCUCACUCGUUUCCAGCCGCAAUUCACGAACAUUGAGGACAAAUCUACCCGAUUUUUAUCAUCUGAAACGCAAGCGAACAAGAGGGAACUCGCACAUUGAGGCGCUGGUGAAGGGCGUCGACUACGAGUUCAAUGAAGAAGGAGCGAAUUUGGAGGUGCGGGUGCCGCUUCCCGAGGUGAAAGAUGGCGGUGUGCAAUUCACGGCGAGAUACGUGGCUGUAGAUGCUCAACCGAAUUCUCUGUGCGUAGGAGUGCAAACCCCACAAGGAGUUCAGAUUCUGCUCAAUGCGAGUUCGCUCUACGGACGCAUUCAACCACACGAAACAGUCUGGUUUGUGGAUGAGACGGAGGUGGUCUUGAGCCUCCAGAAGGCCGAUAAGGAGCAACUAUGGCCAGACUUGGUGCAAGCAUGGGAGGCAUUAGCCAAGGGUGUCGCAUCGCAACUAAAAGGAGCAUCGGUUUACAUUGUCGGAGAUUCAACGGAAGUGAAUCGAAGUGUUGCACAAGAGCUGGCUGCAGGAUUGGAGUAUACUCCUUUGCACACUCAACAACUAAUUGAGCAACUUGCGAACGUGACUGUCGAUCAAAUAUCUGCGGAUGAGGGGGAAGAUGCCGUAGCUGGAGCAGAAGGAGUAGUGCUGACCUCUCUGAGCCAGCAUGUGCGCUGUGUCGUGGCUACACUUGGAGGAAGCUGCGGUGCUGCUUCUCGUCAAGACGGUUGGAAAGGUCUUCAUUCAGGCUUCACAAUUUGGCUGUCACAAAGUCGAGCUCAGGAUGAGGACUCGGCCAAGGAGGAAGCUGUCAAAGCCAAACAGGAGGGCAAUUCGGCCUACUCAAAAGCAGAUGCCGUCGUAGCAUUAUCUGGAUGGGAUGAUGAUGCGGUCCGGCCAGUAGCCGAAGGAGCUUUGAAAGCCCUCAAGUAUCUUCUAGAUGGAGAGAAGGACCUCCCAGGCAAGAAAGCUUUGUACGUGAGGCUGGGAUGCCGAGGAGACUGGCCGGAAAUCAUGCCGCCUGGAUGGGACCCAAACAGUCCACAAGAUAAACAAAUGAAGUCAGGGUCCAUGGUAUUGUAGAUUUUGGUAGACUGAGGACUAAGUUAUCUUCUUCGGGACCUGUACAAUUAUCGGAACUUAGAAGUAGCGCUUGAGAAAAUGUAGUUCGCUCCCCAUGUGUUUUUCUCCUUGUCAAAGCGAGCUGCUCAACGAGAACCCCACAAUAAUGACAGUCCAUUGUAAGAAAUUUCCCAAUAUAAUUUGUUGACUUGAUAAAAAAAUAAACAAUUGGGCUGGUGAUCAUUUUGGUGACUCCCGA
Molecule: messenger RNA, 1654 nt
Organism: Marchantia polymorpha subsp. ruderalis
Lineage: Eukaryota; Viridiplantae; Streptophyta; Marchantiopsida; Marchantiales; Marchantiaceae
Source: the annotation of a GenBank genome assembly